GGUUUCCACUAAACCAAAAAUCCUCUUUCGAAAUAGAAAGAAAAAAAAAAAGAUCCGGCCAGCUCACAGCUGUAACUAAAACAGAAAAAAUAAGAGUAAAGCCGAUCGCAAAUAAUCAAAAUCAAUCUCAAUCUCAAUCUCAAUCUCGUUAGGGUUUUUUUAUUUCUCCGAAGAAGAUCAUAUGGCAAGUCCUCGAUUUGCAGUCACACCUGCAAAUAAUAAUAACAAUAAUAAUAAUUUUAGGGUUUCAAAUAUAAAAAGCCCAAAUACCCCUACAUUAAGCGACGAAAGUAUAUGGAAACGUCUUCGUGAAGCAGGUUUUGAUGAAGAAUCUAUUAAACGCAGAGAUAAAGGCUCCCUCGUUGCUCAUAUUGCUAAACUCGAAGCCGAGAUAUAUAAUUUGCAAAAUCAAAUGGGGAUAUUGAUUAUCGAGAAAAAGGAGUGGGUUGCUAACUACGAGGAGAUGAAAUCUGCUGCGGAGUCGGCUGAAUUGGCGCUGAAGCGGGGUGAGGCUGUGAAUAUGUGUGCGUUGGCGGAAGGGAAGAAAAGGGAGGAAAGUUUGAAGAAGGCGCUUGGAAUUGAGAAAGAAUGCGUCUCCAAUAUUGAGAAGGCGUUGCAUGAGAUGCGUGCGGAAUGUGCUGAGGCAAAAGUUGCGGCUGAUAUUAAGUUAGCUGAUGCACGGACUAUGAUGGAGGAUGCUUUGAAGAGGAUGGCUGAAGCUAAUUUGAAGAUGCAAGCUGCUGAGUCUUUGGAAGCGGAAGCUAGUAGGAAUCGUCGUGCUGCUGAAAGGAAGUUGCAUGAAGUUGAGGGCCGUGAAGAUGAUCUUAGGAGACAGAUGAAUGCUUUCAAGUCCGAGUGCGAGUCUAAAGAAAAAGAAAUUCAGCUUGAACGACAAUCUUUGUUUGAGAGACAGAAAUCUGUUCAACAAUCACAAGAGAGAUUACUUGAAGGGCAGGCCUUGCUAAAUCAACGAGAAGAUUAUAUAUUUAGCAGGACUCAGGAAAUAGCUCGCCUUGAGAAGGAGCUAGAGGCUUCAAAAUUAAACCUUGAGGAGGAGAAGAAAUCUCUCAAAGAGGAAAAAUCCAAUUUGGACUUAAAAGCAACUUCGUUGGAUGAAAGAGAAGAGGAUUUCACCAGGAAGGAAAAUGAGUUAAAAAUGAAGUAUGAAGAGUUGCAUAAGCAGCAAGAGUUAAUUGCAAGCAAGGAAUCUGACCGAAUUAAACAAGCAUUGGCUGAUCAUGAAGCUGCUUUGAAAGAAAGAAGUUCCCAAUUUGAAGCCGAGUUAGAAAAAAAACUCAAAUUAACAGAGGAAAUGAUUGAGAGCAAGAGGCGGGCUUCAGAAUUAAGGGAAGUCGAGCUUAGUCAGAGAGAGGAUUUGAUUUCAGAAAAGGAGCAAGAUUUGGAAGUUCAGUCAAGAGCCCUCGGUGAUAAAGAAAAUGAACUUUCUGAAAAGAUGAACGCUGUGGAGGAGAAGGAAAAAAGUAUAAUUUCUGCAGAGAAAGAGAUAGAGUCGCAGAAAACUGUAUUGCAGAGACAAAAAGAAGAGGUUAAUCGAAUGAAAGCUGACCUUCAAGAGUCAUUGAAGUUAUUAGAUGAUAAAAGCAAAGACAUCUCUCAUGCAGAGGAGAAAGUGGAGGCUAAGAGAACUGAAACAAAUGAGUUAAUGAUAUUGGAAGGCAGGUUGAAAGAAGAAAUUGAUUUGAUAAGAGCUCAAAAACAGGAACUUGAGAUUGAAGCAGACAAGCUGAAAACAGAGAAAGCGAAGUUUGAAGCAGAGUGGGAGAUGAUCGAUGAAAAAAGAGAAGAAUUGAGACUUGAGGCCGAGCGUAUUGCAGAAGAAAGAGUUACAAUUUCAAAGUUUUUGAAGGAUGAACGUGAUGUUCUGAAGUUAGAAAAGGAUCUAUUUCGUGAACAAUAUCAAAAAGAUACUGAGUCACUUUCACGCGAUCGGGAAGUCUUCAUGAGAGAAAUCGAGCAAGAACGAUCUGAUUGGUUCAGUAAAAUUCAGAAAGAGCGUACUGAUUUCUUGCUAGAUAUUGAGUUGCAGAAAAAGGAGUUGGAGAAUUGCAUUGAAAAGAAACGUGAAGAAUUAGAAGGUUAUUUAAAGGAAAAAGAGAAAGCCUUUGAAGAAGAGAAGAAGAAAGAACUCGAGUAUAUCUCAUCUCUUAAAGAAAUAGCAGCAAAAGAAGCAGAACAAGUUAACAUUGAGAUGCAAAGACUUGAAAUGGAGAGGAAAGAAAUUAAUGUUGAUCAUGAGAGAAGGGACAAAGAAUGGGCAGAAUUAAAUAAUUCUAUAGAAGAACUUAAAGUUCAAAGGGAAAAAUUGGAGAAACAGAGGGAACUUUUGCAUGCUGAUCGAGAAGAGAUUCUUGGUCAGAUUGAGGAGCUGAAGAAACUUGAAAAUGUAAAAGCUGUUCCUUAUCGUAUUGUAGCAAGUGAGAUUGAAGAAUGUGAUUCAGAUUCCCGGAAACAUUCAAAAAGAUAUGUGAAACAUCAGCGUAAGCUGGAUUCAGCUCAGAAAAAUGGCAGUCGUGAAGAUGCUGCAAUCAAUUCGUCAUCCAAUAAGGAAAUAAGUAAUGGGUCACCUCCUCUCUCUGCUCCUUUUGGAUGGCUUAAAAGAUGUGCUAGUACUUUGCUGGAACAAACACAGAGUAACAAGAGAAGGAAGCAAAGUGAAGUGAAACAAUCUGCGGAGACUAUUAGCCCUCGUGGCUUAUCAUCACUGUUAAGCAAUGUUGAGAAUGAAAAUGGAAGGCCUGCAGUAGGUACCAAGGAGACUACUGUAUAUAUAGACAAGAUCAUCACAAUUAGAGAAGUGACCUCUGUCAAUGGUGCAAAUGCUGUUAAAAAUACUCAGGAGGGCGAGCAGCAACUUGAACAUAAAGAUGAUCUUGGAUCAGAUGAUACCAGGAAAUCCGCAAGCCAAAAGCUGAAGGGACAAGUUGUAGAUUAAAGUAGUGAUUGGUGUGCAUAAUAACCCAUAUAUAUUAGGGUUUUAGUUACAUGUAUGUGAACCUUUCUCCUCAUGCAUUACUUUUCAUGGUUAGGGUUUGUUGUCAUGAGUUUAAAGAAAGUCAUCUUUUUUAGAGUUUGGUGUUGAGAGAAGUUUGACGAUAAUAGACGCAAAUACCUAUAGGCAAUAGGUUUAGAGGAGGGUUUCUCUAACCACUUUUUCGGGUGUUAAUGUGUUUUGCCCGCAUAGUCUUAACCACUUAAGCAUGUAUAAUGGCUUAAGGUUUUUGGUUGGUUUGGAGUUGUAUAUGGUUUCCUAACCUUGGCUUAAAUUUGGUGUCAAUUGUGGUCAGUUGGUAAACUGAUGCUGCUUGUUGAACUAUAUUUGUGUAAGAUAUUCUUUAGCUUUAUUAUUUCUUUGUUUUUCUUUUA
This is a messenger RNA of Erigeron canadensis, 3384 nucleotides long. Its product is annotated as protein CROWDED NUCLEI 4. Gene Ontology annotation, cellular component: nucleus. The record is from RefSeq and is a predicted model, not a curated record. Bases 182 to 2953 code for a protein of 923 amino acids. Gene Ontology annotation, biological process: nucleus organization. The transcript has 8 exons. NCBI's taxonomy places the organism in Eukaryota, Viridiplantae, Streptophyta, Magnoliopsida, Asterales, Asteraceae.